Messenger RNA from Oryzias melastigma (Indian medaka), 493 nucleotides. RefSeq names its product acyl-CoA-binding protein. NCBI's taxonomy places the organism in Eukaryota, Metazoa, Chordata, Actinopteri, Beloniformes, Adrianichthyidae. The record is from RefSeq and is a predicted model, not a curated record. Gene Ontology annotation, biological process: fatty acid metabolic process. Gene Ontology annotation, molecular function: fatty-acyl-CoA binding. The transcript is spliced from 3 exons. The coding region runs from base 1 to 261 and encodes 86 amino acids.
AUGCAGGAGGCCUUUGAGAAAGCUGCAGAGGAGGUGAAGGUGCUGAAGGCCAAGCCGGAUCAGAGUGAGAUGACUGAACUCUACGGGCUGUACAAGCAGGCCACGAAGGGAGACAACAAUACAGACCGACCGGGAUUCUUUGAUUUUAUGGGGAAAACCAAAUGGGAUGCUUGGACAUCAAAAAAAGGUCUGUCCAAAGAGCAAGCAAUGGCCAAAUAUGUCGAUUUGGUGGAGAAGCUAAAAGUAAAAUAUGGAAUCUAGAGUUUUGUCUUCUUAGCGACUGCAGAACAAAAUACUGAACGAUGCUUCACGGUUUGGACCCAAAACUCAAACCACGCGGCGCACACGUCAAAAAGAACCCAAAUGGAGAAGGACAUGUCUUUCUCUGCAGCAUAGAUACUUUUUUGUUGUUGUUUUUUGAAUAAAUUGACAAAAAACAGAGAAAAUCGGUCCUCAAAGUGGCAACAAACAUCAAUAAAACCCUUUUAAAAUA